Messenger RNA from Conger conger (European conger), 7165 nucleotides. It is a transcript of the gene erbb2, whose product is annotated as erb-b2 receptor tyrosine kinase 2. The transcript has 27 exons. Gene Ontology annotation, molecular function: transmembrane receptor protein tyrosine kinase activity; ATP binding. Gene Ontology annotation, cellular component: basal plasma membrane; signaling receptor complex. Gene Ontology annotation, biological process: positive regulation of kinase activity; positive regulation of cell population proliferation; positive regulation of MAPK cascade. The record is from RefSeq and is a predicted model, not a curated record. Lineage: Eukaryota; Metazoa; Chordata; Actinopteri; Anguilliformes; Congridae. The coding region runs from base 249 to 4076 and encodes 1275 amino acids.
UCAAUCUGCCUCCAACUGCUGCCACUCCCCACCCAGGCCUGUGACGGGAGCGCGCUUCGCGUUAUGCGACGCUUUACUGCCAAACCACAGGCAAAGCUGGGCUUGUGAAUCUCCGCGAGGAAGUUGUUCGGAUUUAUAAACAAGUAUAGAAGAGUACAGAAUAACUGCUGGAAUAUAGUUUCGAAACGCUUCGUAUUGGGAAUCAAGUUACAUCGGUGACUAUGGAGUAGUGGUUUGCGGUACAAACGAUGGAGACGGCGAGAAGUUUGCUCUUUCUCGGGGUCGUGCUGGUAGGAGUUCAGAGCAUAUUGGGCAGAGAAGUGUGCUUGGGCACGGACAUGAAGCUGGCCCUACCAUCCAGUCUGGAAAACCACUAUGAGAUGCUACGGCUGCUCUACAGCGGAUGCCAGGUGGUGCAUGGCAAUCUGGAAAUUACACACCUACACGCGGCACCAGACCUUAGCUUUCUCCAGGGGAUCGUGGAGGUGCAGGGCUACGUCCUCAUUUCCCAGGUGUCGGUGAGCACAGUGCCCCUGGACAGCCUGCGCAUCAUUAGAGGCAGUCAGCUGUACAACUCCAGCUACGCACUGGCUGUGGUGGACAACACCGCCAGCCCUGGUGGGGGGUCAGGACUGAGGAAGCUGGGCAUGAGAAGCCUGACAGAGAUCCAGCUGGGCGGGGUGUUCUUUUGGGAGAACCCCGCUCUGUGCUUUCCGAACCCUGGGCAGAUCCAGUGGAACGACACUCUGGAUGAACAUAACACCCAGAAAAACAUGAUCCUUCAGCAGACGGCACCGGACUGCCCCGUCUGCUCCUCUGCAUGUGGGUCCCGAGGCUGCUGGGGCCCCACCAAGCAGGACUGUCAGACCUUGACCCAUAACUGUGCCUCUGGGUGCCUGCGCUGUAAGGGCCCACUGCCUAAUGACUGCUGCCACAACCAGUGUGCAGCUGGCUGCACUGGGCCCAAGGACACGGACUGCCUGGCCUGUCGUCACUUCAACGACAGUGGAACGUGCAAGGACAACUGUCCGCCCCCUACUAUCUAUGACCCUGUAACCUUCCAGUCCAAACCUAACAAGGACAAAAAGUUUAGCUUCGGUGCCACUUGUGUGAAGGAAUGCCCACAUAACUACUUGGCCAUGGAGGUGGCCUGCACCAUGGUGUGCCCCAAGGAAAACAAAGAGGUCAUCGUCACCUGGCCUAAUGGCCAGGAGACCCAGAAGUGUGAGAAGUGUGAAGACUGUCCCAAAGUGUGUUAUGGUUUAGGGAUGGGUAAUCUGCAAGGUGUUCUUGCGGUCAACUCCUCCAACAUCGGUCUCUUCGCUGGCUGCAAGAAGAUCUAUGGAAGUCUGGCCUUCCUCCAUGAGACCUUCCUGGGAGAUCCAGCCACCAACACCUCAGCGCUGGAGCCCAGCCGCCUCAAUGUGUUUAAAGACCUGCGUGAAAUAACCGGGUAUCUGUACAUAGAGGCUUGGCCGAAUAACAGUUCUGACCUGAGUGCAUUUGAGAACCUGGAGGUGAUCAGGGGAAGAAUGCUGUACAGGGGUGUAUUCUCUCUGGGCCUGCAGUCUCUACAGAUCGAGUCUCUGGGCCUGCGCUCCUUGCGCAGUGUGAGCGGGGGGCUGGUGCUCGUGCACAGCAACCCCCGACUCUGCUACACCUCAUCACUGCCCUGGGGCACGCUCCUACACCCUGCCCAGGGCCCCAACCUCAUUGGCACUGGUAACCGCAGCCCAGAGGAGUGUGUUGCAGAGGGGCGUGUCUGUCACCCCCUGUGUGCGAAUGGGAGCUGCUGGGGCCCUGGCCCGAGCCAAUGUGUGUCCUGCGUGAAGUACCAGCGUGAGACCGAGUGCGUGGAGGAGUGCAACAUCAUGCAGGGGUCUAAACGGGAGUACAUCGAUGGAUCCCUCUGCCGCUCCUGCCACGCCGAGUGCCGCCUUAUGAACGGCUCUGCCUCCUGCUAUGGGCCGGAGCCGAGCCAGUGCAGUGAGUGCCGUCAUCACCAGGACGGGGAGGUGUGCGUCCAGCACUGCCCCAGCGGCGUGAAGGAGGAGCACCACACUAUCUGGAAAUAUGCCAAUGAGACGGGCCACUGUCAACUCUGUGGCACCAACUGCACACACUCGUGCACUUUGAAGGAUGAGAAGGGCUGUCCUCUUGACCAGAAGACAGGGCCAGCAACCUCGAUCGCAGCAGCAGUGGGUGGAGUCAUGCUGUUCCUCAUCCUGGUGGCCCUGCUGGUGUUCUACCUGCGCAGACAGAGACACCUGAGGAGGAAGGAGACCAUGAGGAGGAUCCUGCAGGAACAUGAGCUGGUGGAGCCACUUACCCCCAGCGGUGCCGUGCCCAACCAGGCCCAAAUGCGCAUCCUGAAGGAGACCGAGCUGAAGAAGCUGCGGGUGCUGGGCUCAGGGGCCUUCGGCACCGUGUAUAAGGGCGUUUGGGCUCCUGACGGGGAGAAUGUGAAGAUCCCUGUCGCCAUCAAGGUGUUGCGGGAGAACACCUCACCCAAGGCCAACAAGGAAAUCCUGGAUGAAGCCUAUGUAAUGGCGGGUGUGGCCAGUCCCUACGUGUGCCGUCUCCUGGGUAUCUGCCUGACAUCCACAGUGCAGCUCGUUACUCAGCUUAUGCCCUAUGGCUGCCUGCUGGACUACGUACGCGAGAACAAGGGUCGCAUUGGCUCCCAAUCUCUGCUCAACUGGUGUGUGCAGAUCGCCAAGGGAAUGAGCUAUCUGGAGGACGUACGGCUUGUUCACCGGGACCUGGCAGCCCGCAAUGUUCUGGUGAAGAACCCUAACCACGUGAAGAUCACAGACUUUGGCCUUGCUCGGUUGCUGGAUAUCGAUGAGACUGAGUAUCAUGCAGAUGGGGGCAAGGUGCCCAUUAAGUGGAUGGCUUUGGAGUCCAUUCUUCACAGGAAGUUCACACACCAGAGUGAUGUCUGGAGUUAUGGGGUGACCGUGUGGGAGCUGAUGACGUUCGGGCUCAAACCCUAUGACACAAUCCCGGCCCGGGAAAUCCCAGAACUCCUGGAAGGAGGCGAGAGGCUGUCUCAGCCAUUCACCUGCACCAUAGACGUCUACAUGAUCAUGGUCAAGUGCUGGAUGAUCGAUCCAGACAGCCGGCCCAGGUUCCGUGAGCUGGUGACGGAGUUCACCGCCAUGGCCAGAGAUCCUCCCCGAUACGUGGUCAUCCAGAACGACGAGCAGAUGAGCCUGUCCAACCACGUGGACAGCCACUUCUUCCGCAUGCUGCUGGAGGAGGACGGGGCCGGCGUGGGCGAGCUGCUGGACGCAGAGGAGUACCUGGUGCCCCAGCCCGGCUUCUUCAGGCCGCAGGGCGACGUUCCCGCCAACGGCCCGUCCAGACACCACUCCCACAGGAGCGCAGAGCAUGUCCUGGAUGGCGAUGCCUCAGCAGGGGGGAGGAGUAUGUAUGCGUCAGUCAGCACCCUGGGGCGGAGUCAGUACCCCACGCUGCCCAUGUCUGCGAACGGCCCCUGGGUGCCCCAAUACCCCGCCCUGGCCCGCAGCAUAUCCCACCGCUCGGCCGGGGGCCAGUCAGACUCCGUCUUCCUGGACGUGGGGACAGAGGGUCCCGGCCCUCCUAGCAGUCCGGGCCGAUACUGCGAGGAUCCCACGCUGGCCAACGGGAACGACGGCGACCUGGAGACCGACGGGCCAGCUCUGCCCCUUCCACACACCCUCCCGAGAGGAGCGCGCACACAGCCCGAGUACGUGAACCAGGCGGUGCCGGACGGCAGGCCCGGGGUGGCAGACCGCCCCAGCACCCUGCCUCGUAAGGUGUGUGGGAGCGUGCGGCGCGUGCCCAACGGCCUGGGCCCGGGGAGCAGCGUGGAGAACCCGGAGUACCUGGUCCCGAUGAACGCCACCUCGCCCGCCUUCGAUAACCCGUACUACCUGGACCUGGGCAAGGCCGGAGCAGGGGGUGGGGGCACAGAGCAGGGGGAGCCGCCCGUGGCACGGCUGACCAAUGGCUUCGUCACGCCCACGGCCGAAAACCCCGAAUACCUGGGGCUGGCGGACACCUGGAGCGGGAAGAGAGAACACACCUGAGUGCGACUGAGCGAUCGGAGUGCGAGUGAAUGGGAGAACGAGUACGAGAGCGAAAGAUCCGUUUGCUAAAAAGAGCAGGAGGGAGUACUGUUCUGUUACUGGGGGGGGGGGGGGGGGGUCAGGGGUGUUCUGGUUCUGGUCCUGGUCCUGGUCCUGGUCUCUUCCAACUCCUGUGCCUCCAACCUUUACACCUGCACCCUCUCAUCCCGCCUUUUGCUUCGCUGAGGUUUGGGAGGGAAGGACAACUCUGAUCGGAAGAUAUUUCUAUCCCGCCCCCCCCCCCCACCUUCCCACGUCCUAGCUGGUCAGGCGAGACUACCUUCAUCCUGUCACCAUCGAAACGGAGACAGAAGACACGAACCAACUGCUCAAAUAAGGGAAACGCCACAGUGGCCAUCUGUGAGGUAAUACUUGGAUUGUGGCGACGUAAACGCAGGGACAUGCCACACGUACUGUGUCCCGUUGGUUGCUACCCGAACUCCUGCCAGCCCCCUCUCCGCCCCCACCCCCUCCGUCACAUAACACAAUGUAGCAUUUCCAUGAGGAAUUCCAUGGACAGCUUGAGGCAGCUUGCAAAGAAUCAGCUUUUGUAUGCUCUAUGGAAGCAUGCAUUACAGGGCAGCGAUGUCCCACAAACCCUAAACUUUCAGCAGAAGACACGAUGGAAACUGAUGCUUCUAGGAACCAUAAUAACUUUACUCGGUUUAAACAGACCCGUUCGUAGCAAAUGUUUCCCCAACAGUAUCCCAGCGUAAUAAUUCUGGGAUGUCGGAGAAACUGGACAAACCUUUGUGAUUAUUAUACAGAGACUGUAACCCAAAUAUUUACACUGGAAAAUUAAGAUGGACAGUGAAGCGUGGUUCUAGAUGGAAAAGGAAGGGGAAAUUAUCUUGGAGAUGGCUAUUUUGGCAGAAACGUCACCUAUAAUCCAGGAUUUUAGACAAAAGCCAAAACUAGCUGCGCAGUCAUAACUAACAAAUUCUUAGAGCCCAUCUGUUUGUGUCUGUGUAUUUAUUUACACGUGUUUAAAGCGGUACUAACCAACAUUGAGAGCCUGAGCCUGAGUGUACCUGCAGUAACAAGGGCUUCUUCUGAACAGUAUGAUAUGACAUAACUGAUGAUACCGUUUUAAUGUCGCAGCAAGAUUGUUAGAAUGUCGUGCGUUAAUACAGUUCUCCUCACAGCAGCAACUUGGCUGAGUAAGCCGGUUGGGUGUGAUUUUUUAAACUUUUUUUUUUGUAUUACUUUCCUUUUUUUUACUUUGUAUGUGUAAUUGUAUGUUCCAAAUGAAAAACAAUUGAAAAUGAAAAAUUCAUCCUAUAACCACUGAUAAUGCCAUGUGGACUGAACGGCAGUCGCCUAAAUCCCUGUGAUGACCAAGGUUUCAGAGCUUCAUAUUCUCAGAGGAGUUCCAGUGGGCUAAGCAGGUUAAGCAGAUGCAACUAAUCCUGACGUCUUCAGUUAAUUACAGUCGACAGCUGUACGAUAAUACUGCUGUUGUACCCUUGAGCCGAGAUUCUGUGUAGUCCACGGCUCCAGACUAUUUGGUAAAAAUCUCGAGGGAUGUAAAACGGAGACCUACAAGCGGCACGCAAGUCAUGUAGAAUUCAGCUGAAAAUUACAAGACAUUUUUUAAGGUUCAUGUACUUGGGAGUCCAGAAUCACUUGUUAAUAUUCAACUCUGGAUGUAGAGAGUGAUUGUCAUUUAAAUGGAUGUAGCUGAAGGCAGUUGUGCCGUGUGAAUAGUGCCAUUGUUCACCACGGAAGUGAGGUCGCUGCCACCCUGCCAGCGACCUCAUAGUUUCUGCUUAGCGGCUUUAAAGCAGCAGGUCUCCCAGCGGGGAGACCGGAACAAUGCACAGAGGAGCAGCGCAGUCAAAUGAAAGGGUAAGGCCUGCUGUGAACGUCAGACGUCUCAGCGCUUUGCGUAUUUACAACGUGCUUGGCGAAGGUUAGAGACACCAGUGCUCUGUUCAUCUGCCUUUUUAACCGCACUCAAGAUAAGAAUGGCAAAUUUAACAUGGGGCUCUAUUUUAAUGUGCAACGUGUAAGAACUACAUUUCUUUGUUGGUUGUUUUUCUUUUUUUACAACCUGAACUCGAGGACCAUACAGAUGAGACCUAAACUUCAGCAGAGUUGUGUCCAGUCAUUUGCACUUCGGAGUCUAAAGAACAUGAAUGUGGUUUGUCGUUGGUCUUUCACGCUUAAAGCUCUUGCCUUUAACAACGCUUAGAACAAUGAGUUUUGUGUGCUGGGGAGGGGAGGAUAGAUUGAAUUCCAGAGUCCCCCCCCCUUACGGUAACCACACAUAGUGUUGCCUAAUAUCCAGUGCUUGCUCAAGGGGAAAUUUCUUGGAAUUGGAAUUACUCCAACUUCUUUUUUUUACUAACUGGGUAUGCUAGAAAACCAUGCUGUACUUAACCGAAACCAAAAUUGUUAAAUAUCAAUCUGGAAAUCGACACCGGUUUUUAAAUCCAUAAUGUGGAGGAAGCAUUGGGACGGGUUGAUUUGGGACAGAACCCGAGAGAACACAGCCUGAAAUGGUGUCCAAAAAUAAUGGCAAUGCUGUGCAAGCCCCAUGUGGCAACAUGAUAUUUCACACAAGCAGCUCUGAGGCUGCUGGCACAGUGGACCGGCCACAUUUAGCACACUAGUUUGACACUGUCGGUGAUAUCUCUGCCUCCUUUAGCCCCCAGAGCAAAGACGACGGGGGAGGGGGGGUGGUGAAGGCCAGUGAGAUAUCAGGGAGAGGUGAAGGAAUUAUGUUAAGAUUUUUUUAAAUUGUACAUUUGUAUUUUUACAUACACUUUUUAAAAAUGUAUAUUGUAUAUGUGUGGGAUGUUUUUGUGUGGAUUAAUUUUGUUUAAAAGUUUUUCUACCAGUGAGCCAAUAGUCAUUUUACCCCACAUCAACAUACUAAAAAUAAAGCCCUUUUGGUUUAUGUGCGCCAGAAUGAAGAAAUUUCAAUAAGUGAAGUCCAAAUGGCUUGUAUGCACGCCAUUUAAUUCAUGUACUUGUGCAAAGAAAUUUUCCAUGAACAUGCUUUUAGUAAGAUGUGGCUUGCAUUAAAUGAAUUCUAUCAAAAGGUU